AUGGGUUUCUUCAACUACCCAUGGCUGGAUCUAUCCCUUUUCCUCAUCCUUUUCAUUUCCUACAUCUUCACUUUAAUAGGGAACAUUGCUAUCAUCCUUGUCUCUCAACUUGAUACGCAACUUCACAGUCCAAUGUAUUUUUUCCUCACUAAUCUCUCUUUUCUGGAUGUCUGUUUCACCACAACUACUGUGCCCCAGAUGCUGGUCAAUUUAGGAGGUCCAAACAAAACAAUUACUUAUGUGGGCUGUGUAGCUCAAGUCUAUGUGUUUCAGUGGCUAGGAUGUACUGAAUGUGUCCUUCUAGGCAUGAUGGCCUUGGAUCGCUAUGUGGCUGUCUGUGAACCUCUGAGAUACUCUGUUAUCAUGCAUGAUCAGUUCUGCCUACAAUUGGUCACCACUGCCUGGCUUAUAGGUUUGGCCAAUUCAUUGCUGCAGUCCACGCUCACAAUCCAGCUACCCCUGUGUGAUCACAGAGCACUGGACCAUUUCUUUUGUGAAUUGCCCAGUCUCCUUAAAAUGGCUUGUGUAGACACCACAGUCAAUGAGAUUACCUUGGCAUUGGUUGCCACCUUCUUGGUUUUUGGUCCUCUUUCCAUGAUCUUCAUCUCUUACUGCUACAUUAUUCAAGCUGUGCUUAGAAUCCCCUCUGCUGAUGGAAGGAACAAGACCUUCAAUACCUGCUCUUCACACCUAUUAGUAGUGUUUCUUUUUUAUGGUCCUGGCAUCUACAUCUAUAUGCAGCCUUCAGGAAGUGGUUCUCAAGAUUUGUCCAAGUUCUUGACUCUUUUACUGUGUCAUCACCCCCUUGGCUAA
Monodelphis domestica (gray short-tailed opossum) is the source of this 813-nucleotide messenger RNA. NCBI's taxonomy places the organism in Eukaryota, Metazoa, Chordata, Mammalia, Didelphimorphia, Didelphidae. The record is from RefSeq and is a predicted model, not a curated record.